UUGUGGGCCUUUCUUGAAGGGGCACACACGCCGUUGAAGCGGUGGCGGCGGGCGACGGAAUGGACGACGACCGUCACUCGACGGAUUCGGGCGAUCUCGACGAUGUUCAGUUUGAUGCUGCGUGGGACGAUAUCGUAUUUGACGGGAGCAGCAGCCCCGACAAGGGCACACACAAUCCAGGCCCCCGUGCUGUCCAGGCGGCCACCGACAAAUCCAAAGGAAUGCAAUCGCUCUUCGACAUCAUGGUUGAACCGACCAAGGCCGACGGCGUGGCGUCCGCCAGCCCAACGAAAACGAAGACCUCCCAAGACCCGUUCCCACCGGUAACUCAGCCAACCUCGCGACCGCAAGCGACAUUUUCUCCAUCUCCCAAUCCAUGGGAUGAUGACUCCUUCCCAACUCUGGCAGACGCCCACACGACAAUUCCGUUUGAUCCGCUGCCUUCAAGAAGCAACCGGCCCAUGUCACUCGGAACGACAGUACCACCACCAACGAUGCAAAGCGAAGGGAGUGAGGACGUCGGGCGAGUCGCUCGUGCAUCGUUGUCGUUUGCCGCGCACCCGUCAAAGGAAAUGCCAUGGCGAUGGCAAGAGACCAGUGUCGAUCCUACGGAUGACGAACUCUCGAGACUCACCGCGCCCAACCAUGCCACUUCGAGCGAUUCCGAGGACGAUGCUUCACAAGCUCCUGUCGCGCCAACCAAACGUCCCAUUGCUCUCGUACGUGACGACGACCCAAGUCGAACUCGUGCACCUGCGCCACCAUCACGUCCCGUUGCACCUUCCCAAAGCAUGCUUUCGCUGCCCCGACUACACAACCAUUCAGACAGCAACGUCCAGCCGCUUGCCCCUCUGGCACAGGAGCUCCUCCCAGCCGAAGACCUCGGGCCUCAGCGCGUAAGGUCCUCCGGCAGUCUUCGUCGUGUUGACUUGGACGACGUUUUUGCUGUCGCGGAGAAGACUUUCAAUGAAGGCGGUGGUCCCACGGACGACGAGACCGCUUGGACGCAGCUCGUAAUGGACGAUGGCAUCAUGCAAUCCGUCAAACAAGCUCUCCAAGAUGAAAGCUCGACUCGUUCACUUCCGAACGGUGUCCGACCAAAGCGACGGUCUUUCAGUAACUCUGUUGCAGCUACAUCCGCGUCGACCGCCCCCCCGAACCCUUCACUUGCUCCGCCGUCGACCACCCCACCUUUGGCCGCCCCCACAACGACACGAGUCCCCACCAAGAUGAGUUUGGAAGAAUCACAACGCCAAGACCUGUGGCAGACGCUUCGGCGGGGAACGAUGGAAAUGGUGGCCCCCAUCAAACGGACCCUUCCUCCGCCAUCUACUCCCGCCAUCUCGUCCGACGCUUCUCUUGACAACGAAUCCUCGACGUCCUUGGCAUCGUUGGCAGCCCAUCCUCCAACGACCACGAUUUUAGCAACACUCGACCAGAAAUUGGCAGCGUUCGAGUCGUACCUGGGAGACACACAAUCCCUUCGCGCGGAACUGAACACGGCCCGAGCCACGAUAUCGACCCACGUGAGCAGGAUCCAGGAACUCACACGUGAGAAGCACGCCCACGAACAGACCAUUCAGUCACUGGAAGCGCAACUGGCUGCCGCGUUGCAACUGCAGCGAAACGAUGUCGACUCAACAUGGAGUGUCCGGGCAUGUGCAUGGGAAGAGUUUGCCGUGCGCCAACAGCAACGCCACCGCCGCCAACGAUUGCUGCAAGCCGCGUGGCAUGCGUUUCGCGACGAAGUGCGCCGCACGAAAUCCCGACGACUCGAGGCAGCCAAUGUUGUUGCCGACAUCGUCUGUCGACGCGCGGCCACGCAGCAAACGCUGCGACGGGCGCUUUACCAGUUCCAACAGGCGGGAGCCAUUCAAGUCGGUUUCCAUGAAGCGGUUCAGGCGAAACGAAUGGUUGAGGAGUACCGCCGCCACACACGAGCGACAGCGAUGCAGUGUGCGCUGCUUUUGGUCACGAACAGCCGACGCAACCACUUGGCCCGAGCACGGCAGCGAGCAUUUUGCCGUUGGAAAGCCAUCGAUCAAGCUGGACGAGCCAAACGCGACGCAGUCCAGCGAGGCGCCCGGAAACUCCGAGCGUGGCAGACGAUGCAUUGGGCGGCCACGACGCGUUUGGCGCUGCAGCGGUGGAAGCACCACCGGGACACCCAUGGUUGGCAGGAAAUCGUGGAUGCAGCGGCGACCAAUGCACGUGAGUACCAGCAAGCGAAAGAAUGCGUGUUUGACUUGUCCCGCACCGCGAAUCACGUACGCGAAGCCAAUGCGAUGCUGACCACACAAUUGGCGGCCCAGCAAGACAGCGUGAACUCUCUGCGCGGGGAGCUGCAACUGACAAAGCACGGGUAUGUUGCGACAGUCGUGCGGCGGGUGGAGCGCGAAGGCUGUCGGGUUUGGCUCCAAGCAUGGCAUGACCACACGCUCGUCCGGCGGGCGACGCGCGACAUGCAAGCCACCGUCGCCGACCUUCAAACCCAGCUGGACGAACGAGACCGCUUCACCAAGUCGCUCGAUGCGUACAACCAAGUGCUGCAGGGGGACUUGGAACGGUGUCAGUUUGUCCACCAGGACACCCGCCUUGCGGUCGACGUGUUGACCAAGAAGUUGCUUCGGGAGGAGUCCAAAAACCAAGACGUCGCGGAGGAGUACGCGUCAGUGUCAGCGCAGCUGCAGGCGCUGUGCACGAUCGAGUGGAGUGUCGACCCGUACAACCCGAACAACACGGACGGCGGCAACCGACAUGACGUCGUGGAGCCACCUCUGCUGUGUCCUGUUCAACUCCUGCAAGCGAGCAAAGACAUCGUUGUUGACCGGCUCAUGCAAGUGUUUGGCAUCCAUGCAGAUCAUGUGUCUAGUCCGUGUGUGCCCGGCGGCUCGACCAACCCAUGCGCCAGCAGCUCUCCAGUGUACACCAUGUCCUGGGACAACUGCUACGAGCUUGUCCAGUCGACGCUGUGUCGCCGGUCGUCCCAGGAUGUGUCGAAUCAAGGACCCAUGUCACUGGCCGAGGACAUGGAGAUGCUAGCCCAGCUCGAUUCGUUUUUCCCACCACCACCCAUCACCCUUCGUGCGUUUGUGACGGCGCUGUCAGCGUUCCUGACGCACAUGCAAGCAAACACGGCGGACGACGGUGUGCGGCAACGUCUUGCGGGGUUCUGGCGGUCGUUCAUUGAUGCGUCCGACGGAGACGUCGGUCGACCGGCUACGCCAUCGAUGACGGCAACAUGGACGCGCAAACACAACAAGCUGAGCGACGACAUCAUCCAAAAUCAAGAAAAACUCUUGGCGGUGCUCGAGCACGAAACUGCAGUUGUCGAGCGGGCAGUGUUGGACAAGGCGUCGUUGAAGCACACGUACCCCGCUGACGACGGCGAUCCCACCGACUCGUCACCCCCAACUGCUCUCCCAACUCCAUCCGCCGUCGACUCGACGGUCCCUGGCUGCCCCCAGGACUGGGCGGCGCUCCCCCAAGUGCGAGACCUUGUCCUCGCUUAUCAAACCCCCCUCUUGCAACUGUUUGUAAAGUACGCUGCCCCGCACGCUGUGGCAACAUCAGCCGCGUCUCCAUGUGCGUUCGAUCAACAGAUCCAACUCGCUGUCCACGCGAUGGUCCCUCGCGACGUCGCGAUGACUCUUCAAGGGGUGCUCAAGCUCUUCGAGGACCUGAAGCUCUUUCCCGUUGUGUUUGCCCCCGACACGAUUGCGCGCUACUUUACGGCCAUGGCGACGCCACACCAUUCGUCGUCCCAGGCACACUCGUCUGCGUCAGCGCACCCUCCAUUGAUGUUGACAUGCCCUGGGUUCAUCAGGCUCUUUGGCGCGUGCAUCUUGGCGACAUAUGCAGGCCGCCCGACAUCCAUGUCGAUUCGCGAACGCCUCCACACAUUUUUCUACGAACUUCCCUGGACAGCCACCGCCACGAGACAUCCCAAACCGUGCUACGUCGGCCAAGAGAUCGAGAGCAUGCUGUGGCCGUUGUUCGAGUACUACUGCGACAGCGGUGGGAAUGGACCACCACCACCAGCAGCCAGUGGUCGUGCCACGCGAGUGGCGUCGUCGGACACCCGCUUGACCAUGACAGCGACCACAUUUUGCCGGUUCAUGGCCGACAUUGCCGGCCUCGACAAGGACGGCGGUCGGUCUGACGCCGAGCUCAUGUUUCGAAAAGCUGUUCGGGCGAGCCGAGGAAGCACGCUGGCGUCCCGGAUGGACUUUGACGAAUUCUACAUGGGCAUCUACUACAUGCACCAGCUUCGCGACACGACCAAGCGAUACGAUAGCCCUGGCGAUGCCGUGCGCGAAUGGAUGGAGCUUCUUUAAGUCGCUAAGGCACGACCGAUCUUGAUGCGGACUCCUCCGUAGCAUUGCAUUGACCAUGCGAAUCGCAUGUGGAUGAGCAGUUAUAAAAAACCGUCACCG
Aphanomyces invadans is the source of this 4436-nucleotide messenger RNA. RefSeq lists its product as hypothetical. The record is from RefSeq and is a predicted model, not a curated record. The coding region runs from base 60 to 4337 and encodes 1425 amino acids. The transcript has a single exon. NCBI's taxonomy places the organism in Eukaryota, Oomycota, Saprolegniomycetes, Saprolegniales, Verrucalvaceae.